AACAACAACAACAACAACUCGAGCAACAUGCUCGGCGUUUACAUCGAACGGGCACCCGAGUCGGCGAUCGCGCCCAAUGGGGACGAGGUGGUGUUCGAGUGUGAGCUGAACCUGCAGCCGGAUCGCUUGGAGUGGCGCUUCCGGCCGAGCAGCAGCGAGCCGUACCGCUACCUGCGGCCGGCUGCCGGGUACAAUGUGACCAGCAGCAACGAGGAGCGCACCUGGAAGCUGCGCAUCUAUGUGAACGCCCAGACGCUGGGCGACUACCAGUGCGUCGCCUGGUAUGGGCCCGGCGCGAUCGCCUCGACGCCCGCCCGCCUCACGCUCGUCUCCAUCUCCGUCGACAGCCCGGGCGUGGGCCGGCAUGCGGUGCGCUGGAGCGUGGCGCCCAAGAACUGUGUGCUGCUGCGCUGCGGCUCGGUCAGCUCCAGUCCGCCGGCCAUCUGGAGCUUCUACCGGAACGGCGAGAAGCUGCCGCAGACGGAGCUGCUGCCGGGCGCCGCCGGCGCGCUGGUCCUCAACUCGGUCAGUGCCAAGGACGCGGGCAACUACACCUGCGCGGCGACGAAUGCCAUCACCGGCGAGGAGCUGCGGCUGCCGCAGGUGAUCGACCUGCGCGUCGACUAUACGGACCGUACUCCGCCGUAUUUCCUGCUCCAGCAGCCGGCCACGCAGGUGGCCGCUCGGCCCGGCGAGACGGUUGUCCUGGAGUGCCCGGGCGUCGGUUCGCCGCGGCCCGGCGCCGUCUGGAGCAGUCCGAAUGUGCCCAACAUCUACCACAACCGGAGUCGGGUGCUCGCCUACGGACUGCAGAUCACGGACAUCCGGCCCGAGGAUCAGGGCUCCUAUGUGUGUCGCCUGGACAACGGCAUUGCGCCCGUCCUCGUCCACAUGAUCAAGCUCAGUGUGCUCGAGCGACCGCGCAUCUUGCGCGGCCCCGAUCCGACCCUGACCAACGAGGGCGAUUCCCUGGCCCUGGAGUGCGCGGCCACCGGGCAUCCCGAGCCGGACAUCUACUGGCUGAUCAACGGCGAGGAUGCCAGCAACGACAACGAGACCCUCAUCGAGCACGGACGCCUGCUCAUCCAUCAUGUCCAGAAGCGCCAUGCCGGGGUCGUCCAGUGCUUUGCACGCAAUCAGCUCGGCGAGACGAGCGAGGGCAACAUAUUGCGUGUGAACCCGAUGCAGAUCAGCGGCGAUGAUUACCAGCCUCUGGGCGAGGUGCCCAUGCGAUCGGCCCACGAUCUGGCUAACGGUGGCUACUCGUCCGGCUCCUCGGCCUCGUCGUCGUCCGCUUCCGGCUCAGCAUCGUCCUCGGGCGGCGGUGGCUCACGCAACAAGAAGCGCAAAUACAUGAGAGUUGGUAAGUUCUAUAUAUACAUACAUAUAUGAUUUGGUACGCUU
Messenger RNA from Drosophila navojoa, 1404 nucleotides. RefSeq names its product brother of ihog (gene boi). The record is from RefSeq and is a predicted model, not a curated record. Gene Ontology annotation, biological process: cell-cell adhesion; nervous system development. Gene Ontology annotation, molecular function: protein binding. NCBI's taxonomy places the organism in Eukaryota, Metazoa, Arthropoda, Insecta, Diptera, Drosophilidae.